Messenger RNA from Mesorhabditis spiculigera, 1392 nucleotides. The record is from the annotation of a GenBank genome assembly. Lineage: Eukaryota; Metazoa; Nematoda; Chromadorea; Rhabditida; Rhabditidae.
AUGGCGGGCGAGCCGUACAAAGCCGUCCACCAGGCCGACCACCCGAAUAAUGAGCCCGGCUACGUGCCACCCCCGUUUUUGGCGCCAGCCGAGGAGGACGAGCCUACUUCCGACUCGAAGACCCAGAAGCUGAUGGCGCGGCCCCUGGAACUCGACCACUCGCUGACGGAAGACUUCGAAAUCAACAGCAUAGGCCAAUUCAUACAUGUCUACUGUAAUACGACGGAAACGGCGGAUAAUUUCUGCCUUGACGUCAAGAAACAGGAAGACUCGCUGAUGAAGGUGUGCGCGGAUUUCACGAAUGCGACUGAACGAGGCGCCCAUACGCUGAUCGAAUACAAGGGAAAAGAAGGGCAAACGAUCAAGAGCUACUCGUUGAAUCCGUUUGAUAGGAACGGCACUGUUGACCUGCGCUUGAGAGUCCUUGGAAAACACGUCCAGACCCUCACCGCCACGCUGAAGGGCGACAUCCGGCAAGUGCGCUUGUUCAGAGUCGUCGGCGAUCAAUACGACAAUCCCUACGAGCGCGACCUGGUCUUCCAAGAGCACAACAGGCUGGACAUCACCCUCCAACCACUUAUGACCUUGACCGACAUCUCGCAAAUCUCGGGAAUCUACGGUGACGGUGCCCUGGCCGAUCAGGAGCAGAUUGCUUCCAGUAGACGCCAACCUAACCCGAGUAAAGAGAAAGAGCAGCUCUACCAGCGGGCGUGGCGGCUCGUCAUCGAGGUCUUCAGGCUCCUCAUCCAGCGGCAGAUCAUCGACCUCAUACUCGAGCUCGAGCAGCAGCUGGGGAACAAGUGGGAACUUUCUGUUUUUAAAGUUAUUUCGUAUUUUUCAGGUCGCAGCACCAGCGGCUACCACUACAAAAAAUACUAUCGCCAGAACUACUACAUCUACAAGGACCGGAGAGUCGGCGGCCCGGUGCCGAUCCAUCCGUAUUCCGGCCCGGCCAGUUAUAGCUAUCGCGCGAAUGGCAUGACUUAUUAUACAUCAACUCCAAAUUGCCCGAAUGGCUGUGAGACUAGGCCAAAGAUACCGAUGCCGAAAGUGAAAAGAAUCGAUGUGCUGUUCAAGGACAGCGAGGGCAUUCCGACUUUUACGCUAUCUCUACGCUGGGAGGAAAAUGCGGUCGUCGUCAACACCUACCAAAAGGUCUGGGUGUUCCCGAAUAAAUGGGCCGACGAUGAGAUCCGCGUUCACCCGAUCCCCGUCGAGGAUUGGAGGCUGUUUGACCUUUCCAUCGUCCACGACGGCUCCCAGCUGAUCAUCUACUUUGACGGGCAGCGCUUCAUGGAUUUCGAGCAUCGCGAUCGGAGCAAAGUCCUCGAAAAAGUGCUCAUCCAAGGCGAUUGCGAGAUCCUCCGCGUCGCCAAGGACGGGCAACCCGUA